AUGGCGAUGAGGAAAAUUUACAGCGAGAUAAAAGGGAUGAAAUUGAAAGAAGUUCCUGGGUAUUUCAAGCCGAUGCUUUCUGUGGGGCUUGUGAAGAAAUCUAUUCAGAGGGGUUUAGACAAUUACCAUGCUAAGUACAUUGAGACUGAUUCCAUCGAACCUCUUUACCAUAUCUGUUUCGGUGGGAUGAUCUUUUCUUAUCUCGUCGCUCUUCCCAAUGAGCGUCGUCACCUCGAGCACAAGCAGCAUGCCGAGCAACAUGGCCAUCAUUAAUCCCAUCCAGCUUAAAGAUGGGCCGGGUCGGGCUCUUCUCGGGUUAUGGGGUGACCAUUUGAUUGUUGUUAUUUGUGAACAUUGUAGGCAGGAAGAUACUGUCUUGAUCAAUGCAUUGCAGCAUUCAGUAAGAAAAUAAAGAUAUCUUUUUUUCUUUUUUUUUGUAAGUGAAAGGCUACCAUGGAAAACACAAUUUGAUUUUUUGCUAUGGUAAGGCAUGUAUUGCUGAUUUCUAUUUA
Molecule: messenger RNA, 512 nt
Organism: Gossypium arboreum
Lineage: Eukaryota; Viridiplantae; Streptophyta; Magnoliopsida; Malvales; Malvaceae
Exons: 2
Coding region: 1-273 (90 amino acids)
Source: RefSeq, a predicted model, not a curated record